ACUGCUACAGCAGCAGCCACCAUGAUUCCCCCAGUUGACUCUCUGCUCAAGUAUGACACCCCGGUGCUAGUGAGCCGGAACACUGAGAAGCGGAGCCCCAAGGCCCGCCCCCUGAAGGUCAGCCCUCAGCAGCCAUUGGCUACAGGGCCAGUCCCACAGCCUCCCAAAACCAAGGCCACCCCUUCUACUUCUGCUACCCCAGACCCCACCAAGCAGGCUGAAGAGAUCCUGAACUCCAUCUUGCCCCCCAGAGAAUGGGUGGAAGAUACUCAGCUAUGGAUCCAGCAGGUGUCCAGCACCCCCAGCACCAGGAUGGAUGUGGUGCAUCUCCAGGAGCAGCUGGACUUGAAGCUGCAGCAGCGCCAGGCUCGCGAGACGGGCAUCUGCCCAGUGCGCAGGGAGCUGUACUCACAGUGCUUUGAUGAGCUGAUCAGAGAAGUGACCAUAAAUUGUGCGGAGCGGGGCUUGCUGCUUCUGCGUGUCCGGGAUGAGAUCCGCAUGACCAUCGCAGCCUAUCAGACCCUGUAUGAAAGCAGUGUGGCCUUUGGCAUGAGGAAGGCACUCCAAGCUGAGCAAGGGAAGUCCGACAUGGAGAGGAAAAUUGCAGAUUUAGAAACAGAGAAGAAAGAUUUGGAGAGGCAAGUGAAUGAGCAGAAGGCUAAGUGUGAGGCCACUGAGAAGCGGGAGAUUGAGAGGAGGCAGGUUGAAGAGAAGAAACACAAUGAAGAGAUUCAGUUCCUGAAGCGAACCAAUCAGCAGCUGAAGGCCCAACUGGAAGGCAUCAUUGCACCAAAGAAGUGAAGAUUUCCAUGUGGGCCCCAGUGAGAACUACCCCUAUAUAAACAGUCCCCUGUAAUAAAAAGCUACAGUUUAGUGAGUGAACCAGCCCACACCCCUGGCCUCCAGAAAAACCAUCAUGCAACAUUUACACCAUUGCCUAAAUGCCCUGAAAACACCCCGAGAUUUGGUAGUAAUGCUCAAGGUUGGAUGAUGGGAAUUCAUGUCUCCCAGGUAUCUUCCAUAUUUGGCUCGCCAGACAACGCCCACUUGGCAUUGCUCAACGUAGAACCCUGAGCAAGGGUUGUCCAGCUCAGGCGUUGAAGUGGUCAUUGUUCCACCUUGACUCCUACAGCCAAGCAAAGUGGCUCCUUCUCCUUUGAACUAUGCUUUUCUGUACUUCUCAUCCCUUCUUCAGUGCUUCUCCCAAUGCCUGCUACCCUUUCUACUCUCCUCCAAAGGGUCACCUGUCUGGGGUCUGUCUUCCCCCACCCAAACGUAGUCCUUAGGACCUGUUUUAUGCUUUGCUUCAAGUUAGCCCAACCCUUCUUAUCAAUCAACCACUCUGGCCUCAGCUGUUUCAAGGCGCCAGUAGUCAGCAAGAUUUUAACAUUCCUGGCUUUGUUUAGGUAUCUGGUAGAAAGAAAUCUGAGUCACGGAUGUCUAUCACAAGGAGGCCACAUACAGACACCAACGUGGCACAGCAACCUAUUUCAGAAAGCUAUCUGUUGUUGGACUUGCUCUUAGACUGCAAAAAGAGGACCUAUCCCCUAAUCAGCCAUGCCCAAUUAAUCAGAGCUGAUCAAAACCUCAGCAAGCAACUUUGAUUUACUACUACUGGUAAACCAAUCAGUGGGAACUGACCAGGAUGGCUACUACUCUUGCUCAGGAGGGUAAACUUUCAAGUCAAAGUAAAAUAAAUCUAAAUCAGGUUUUCUGGUUUUUGGGGUUUUGUUUGUUUUUGCAGCACUACACCUGUUGGAGGUUAUUUUAUUGCCUAGUAAAUGAAAAUUGAAGCUAAGCGGGGAAAAGAACUGACUCAUUUCUAUUUGGGGCCAAAUGGGUUUAGUCAGUGGAGGCGGCUGUUCAAACCACUUUUCCAAGUAGCAUGGCAAAGACUUUAACGUGGCAGGCUCUACAUGCCUUCAUGGAGACUGGCACCUAGGGCAGCUGGAGAAGGAACUUCACUAGUUCGGUGGGCCUCUCUGUCAGCAGGGGAGACCCAGAAUCCUGCUCAUUACUAUUUAGGCGGGGAGAUUUGCUUGAAAAAGCGCCACAUCCUGCAGGAACCAUUUGCUUCCAUUAAGGCAGGUACUACAUGUUCACCCUACUCAGACUCAGAAAAGGCGUUGUGCCUCCCUAGCACUGGACAAUUCACAGACUCUGCUAUGAGAAUGUGCAUGGGCUCUGAGUAACCAUGGCACUUUAUUCACUGAAAGUGAAUUCCAAAUUCUGCCCCUGCCCCCCAGCACCUCGAGCUCCUGAAGGAAGCUGGUGCUGCUGUGUCUCAAGUUUAGGCUACAUAAAAUAUUUCUUGAAAGUAUUCCGUUUCGAAAGACUCUCAUGCCUCGAAUCUAACAAGCAGUUAGACAACCAUUCUUCCUCUGCAUCUGCUAGCUAAGUACCCUGAUAAAGCUACCUCUUGGCAGGACUUCAGAGGGUUAUUUGAAGUAUCCCUGAAAAUCCCUAAGGUUUCUAUCACCUAACAUGACUUUAACUAGUCAAAACAGCAGUAUUUCUUUGUGUGUCUUCUCAAGUACAUAUGACUGAUUUCUCACGUCAGAUCACAACAGCAGCAAUGUAGUCCUGGAAAUGCAAACUGUAUGAAGAAAAUGUACACAACUAAUCGCAUAUUUUUGUAAAUUUUAAUAAACCAAUUAAAAAGUUA
Messenger RNA from Vombatus ursinus (common wombat), 2665 nucleotides. It is a transcript of the gene DNALI1, whose product is annotated as dynein axonemal light intermediate chain 1. The coding region runs from base 22 to 801 and encodes 259 amino acids. Gene Ontology annotation, cellular component: filopodium; axoneme. The transcript has 6 exons. The record is from RefSeq and is a predicted model, not a curated record. Lineage: Eukaryota; Metazoa; Chordata; Mammalia; Diprotodontia; Vombatidae. Gene Ontology annotation, molecular function: dynein heavy chain binding.